Molecule: messenger RNA, 2030 nt
Organism: Fusarium vanettenii 77-13-4
Lineage: Eukaryota; Fungi; Ascomycota; Sordariomycetes; Hypocreales; Nectriaceae
Exons: 7
Coding region: 1-1899 (632 amino acids)
Biological process (GO): DNA-templated transcription
Cellular component (GO): nucleus
Molecular function (GO): DNA binding; zinc ion binding
Source: RefSeq, a predicted model, not a curated record
AUGACAUUCAUGUUCUCAAUUGCGUGGUCAUGCCAGUUGCUCCAGGAAGGCCAAGCAAGGCCUGUGGCACUUGCAAAAGGCAAAAGAUUCGCUGCUCUGGUGAGCGGCCACGUUGUCGACGCUGUACUCGGCUCAACCAUAGAUGCAUCUACAACGAAACCACCACUCAUGACCAAACUAUCCGAGACCAACGAGAACCCAGGCCUUUGGCAUUAUUACCCAGGCAACAAGAGACGCAGUUGGCUGGCACGUAAUGUCAGAUCUCACGUCCUUCUAAGCAUCUGCGCUUGGGGAGCAAAAUUCACCCUUAAGGAUCAAGGUUUCAUGAUCGAAUGGGCCAAAAAAGCCGGUAAACUAGUGUUCCAGGAGGCCGAGGAGCUCCACGAAGACAAUCUCGUCACCUUUUUCAACCUUGCCUUGUUCUGGCACAGCCAGGGCUCAUGGAGGGUCAGUUAUCUUCACAAAGGCAACGCAUGCCAGCUGAUCCACAUCAUUGGUCUCGGGCCGCCAAGAUCACGAAACGCGGGGCUACUAAGCUCGGAAAUUAGACGAAGACGAUGCUGGGCUUGCUAUCUGAUGCAUUGCUUCAGCUCAGAAAAACUGUUUCGAUUUAAUUCAAUCGCAGAUAUUCAGGCUUUGGCUUUACCAUGGCCGGAACCAGAUUUCCGACAAGGUGCCUCAAAAGCUCCCUCUUCAUACCUAAACUCAAAAGGAAACAGCAGAAGCAUCUUUGCUGAGUUGAUCCGAGGGUUGACUCUUUGGUGCGAGGUUGUCUGUGCUGUCAAAACUCCAGAAGUUGGUAUGGAUAGCAAAAUUGCUGGCAUUUGCACCAUUGAGAAUAAACUAUCGGCUUGGUGGGAGGAGGUGCAGCCAGACUUCAAGCUGGAUCCCCACGAUAUGAGAGGCGUUGAGCAGAAAGAAUUCUCUACCAUUUUGCUAACCAACCUCGUAUACCACCAGUCUCUUUGCGCUCUCCACGCCUCUAUAGUUCCUCUCUUCUGUUGGACUAAAGGCGACGGGAGUUGGCCAUCUGCUCGGCAGUUAUCUGCCCAAACUGCUUUCGAGCAUGCUGGCAUAGUCUCCGAACUCAUCAACAGUGUCCUGUCGAAAUGCACCCGGCCUAGCGCGAUGCUAAGUUUUGUUGCUUACGCGGCAUAUUGUAGCUGCGCAAUCCAUAUCCCAUUCUUGUGGUGCUCUGAACCAACCAUCAGAGAGAGGGCCUACGCCAAUGUUGGGGCGAACGUCAGGAUGAUGAAGGCCAUGAGCCCAUAUUGGAAACUUGCCUCACUGCUGGAAAUAUACGCCCGGUGCCUGUAUGAUAUCCACCAGCGAAACCCGCCCGUCGUCAGUAAUGAGCCCAAGCAUGCCGAUAUAUCCGAGUUUACCAACUUCAAGGCCGACGCCUCCCUCACUAGGUCCUCUAUCUUGGAGUUCACUGGAGUUUUGCGGUCGAGUGAGGGUGGGUACAUACGGCAGGGAGAGGAAAGUAAUACGCUCAGGGUCGAGAGUGAUGAUGUGGGCGGUGGACCAUCAUCCACGCAGUUCUUGGCGACAGAACCGUUGGCCCACGCGAUAGCAAAAAGCACCGAAGAAACGGAGGCCGAUUUGCGACUAUCCUCAGACACAACCAAUUGGAGGAGUUUGGAUUUCAUGAAGCCAAAAAGCCCUGGUCUUCAACAAGAAGCAACUCAACCGAACGGACUGCAAAACCUGGCGGAGCACCAGCAACUCGAUGCAGUUGCCAGCGUAUGGCCGACUCUGGAUGUGUUCAACUCUUUGUUCGACGCUGAAAUGACCAAUUUCUUUCCCGACACUAUGAGCAUUGACCCUUCGCUUCUGGACACGGAACCGUUGACUUGGGACUUUUUGGACAUGCCAGGAGGGGGGACUGAUGUGUAACUGGACAAAUCGUACAGGGGCCGAAGAUGAAGCCGAAGGCAUCUAAAAAUACGAGAUGGAAACUGAAAUUGUUAGUUCUUUUGGGUUCUUAAAUGGAACCACGCGUCAUCAAUCUCUGAACGAUCUUCAAG